Messenger RNA from Photinus pyralis (common eastern firefly), 635 nucleotides. RefSeq lists its product as uncharacterized. The transcript has 3 exons. Lineage: Eukaryota; Metazoa; Arthropoda; Insecta; Coleoptera; Lampyridae. Bases 149 to 580 code for a protein of 143 amino acids. The record is from RefSeq and is a predicted model, not a curated record.
UACUCAGAAUUUAAUUAUUAUUAACUAAAAUUAUGAAACAGUGGAACACUUUCGUCGCGUAGCUUAUUCUCAGUUAAGUAGGAGCAAGAAUUCGCACGUAAACGAACAUCAAGACAACUUUAUGAUAUAAAAGGUAAUCUUCGAGUCAAUGGCCAGUUACUUCGUGGAUCUCUUGUUGGUUAGAAUUCUUACAGAGCAUUUUUCCAUGAUGAAGUGCCGGACGCGGACAGUUGUAGUGUUUUUGGUAUUGAAGUUUUGGACAGCAGAGCUCGCACCAGCAAUUACCAGUCGGCAAUUUAUACCACCCUUACCUGGAUACAUUCCAGUCUACAUACGUUCGGGUAAUACUCCACUGGAAGAUAUUAACAUGGAACUUGCGGAAGCUUUUCAGAGUUACGCUCUUAAACAAGCACGCAUAAACGCAAUGGGAACUUUAUCAGGAAUUGUUGACGCUGAUGAUGCCAUCACAGAAAACCAUGAGAUAAUUCCACUAAACAAUAUCAAUGUUGAAGAUGAAGAAAACUCGCAAUCAAACAUAAUUCCGUAUUCGCAACACAUACAAAAAAUUCCACGAAAUUAAUAACAUAACCUACUUACAAUAUUUAUGUCAACCAAAAAUUAAUAAAAUGAUGCUG